AUGAAAUAAAAGAUUACAUCAUCGCUGAUAGUAUUCUUAAUAUGUCUUUUGACAGUGAAUAGCAAGUCAACUGGAUGCUGUAAUUUAUCAUCUUAUACUUGUAGUUUCAAAAGUGGAGCAAUUAUAAUUAUUUCCAACAAAAGGAGAAAAAUUGUAAAUUAAUCUUCGUGAUAAUAUUUUUGAGGGUGAAGAUCUCACUUAUGAAUUAUAAGACACAUAUUUUAAGAUUGUUAAUCCAGUAGCAAAUACUGGAGGUAUUUCAAGUCAUAUAUCAUGUAUAUUCACAUUUAAUUGAUUUAGCUGCUUCAAAUAUUAGGGCAGCAAAACCAUAUCACACAAAGAAAAUGUAAUCAUGGUUAAAUUCAUUUGUAUUCCUAGAUUAAAGUGCAACAGAAGUGUCUAUAUAUUUUUCUGAAGGGUAAUUAUAUAUAUAUAGAUGUUAGAACUGCUUUAGAUAAAAUUCCAACUCCAGAUUUCAAUACUAAAGUUAAGAUUGCAACUGUGACUAAUAAUCUAUAGUGUUAUGAUGUAGAAUAUAUUGACAAUGAUAAAUUUAUAGUAGAUUGUUAAAAAGAAGUGACUGAAAAAUAAAUCACAAAAUAAAUUGAUGUAUUCUAUAUUUAUUCAAAAUAAACAAAAAAAAUAACUUCGUUUGAUGAUGAAGCAUCUGUCAAAAUAUAUAAUUAAAGACGUAUAGGAUUGUAUUAUUCAACAAGUGCAUUAGGAAAAGAAACUACUUAUAUUGUUAGAGUUACACCAACCUAUUCAAUGAAUCCUACAGAUUAAUUAUCUGGAAAUUCAAUUGUGUAAGUUUAUGCAUUAAGUGAAAAUUAUUAACCUAUGCCAAGAAAUUAUAUUUUAGAUAAUGUUACAAUGGCAUUGUUGUUAGGAAAAGUUGAAAUUGAACUUUCUAUAGUUGAUUUUGAAAUCUCUUAUAAUGGAUUUAUAUUUUUAUUGGAUGCUUAAUAUGGUCUUUUUGUUGUUAGAUUCUAGCCAACUGGAUAAUGGGAAUUAUUUGCUUCAGUUGAUUUUUAAUAAGGAAGAUUAUAUUCAUUUGAUAUUGAUUAUGAACAUAAAAAGGAUGGUUCUGAACUUGGAGUGAUUGCUAUUCUUGGAUACAAUUUUUUUGCUAUUUUAGAUGCAGAAAAAUCUUAUGUUCAUAAUCUUCCAUUUUUUUAAUUUGAAUAUCCAGCCACUAUUAAAAUAUCAUAGGAUAAUAUUAUUAUUAGAAAUGAUAAAUAAACUUAUUUUUAUAAAAUUGAUGUGGAUACUGAUAAAAUCUAUUUAAAUUAUAAAUAAGAAAUACCUAUUAGUGAUGUCUUAUUGAUUAAUCCAUAAGAACCAGAUUUAAUCCAAAUUAGCACCAAAAAUUCUUAUAGACAUACAAUUUCUAAUGGAUAUUUGUAUUAUUCUGGAAGUGAUAAAGUAUAGUAGAAGAAAGUUGUGGUUAUCAAAGCCAAAACUUCAAGUAAAGAAGAAUGCACUGUUUAUCUUUCAUAUUAAAUUAUUGAAGAUAAUGAGAAUUGGAUUUAUCAAUUAUUUGAUCAACCUAUGCCUUUUCCUAAUAUAAUUGCAGAAGGUUAAUCUCAAUCUAUAUUGAAAAAAUUAGCAUCAGGUCCAAAUCUCUAAUAUAGAUUACUUAAAUCAACUUAAUUUGAAGACACAGAUAUUACAACUACCAUUAGAUCAAGAGUAGAAUUAAGUUUAAAUAAUGAAUAACCUAAAAAUGUUAUUUAUGCAGAAAUAAUAUCAACUGAAGAUGAUACUAUAUUCUAUUAAGUUUUGUAAACUUAAAAUAUGAAGAUAUAAAUAUUGAAUUGUGUUCAUAAUUCAGUUUAUGUUGAUGCUACAUUUUGUGAUAUUUAUAUAGAUGAUUUAGGUAUUACAACUAAAGUAAAUAAAUAAAACUUUUCAAUAUGGGCCAAAUAUAAUGUAAUAUAUUUCAUGUACAUUGAUACAUAAUAUAAUGUUGUAAUUAGAUCAAUACAUGAUGGUGUAAUAACUCCAGUUAAAACAAUAUAAUUAGAUCCUACAGUAACUGCUAAUAAGAUUUUAAAUAUUUUGAAUUGUGGAGAUUAUCUUUUAAUUCAUAUAUCUAAUAAUGAUAUCCUUACAUUUUUAAUAUAUAGACCUGAACUUUUUGUACUCACUACUUUAAAUAAAAAUUCAUUCUCAUUAUAUGGUUACAAUGAAGAUUGGGAACCAAAAGCACUCUUUACAAAUAAAAAAUUACAUCCAAAUAUUCUUUUUAUUUAACACAAAAAUCAUAUUUUAAUAUUAGAUACUGAUUUUGGUUUAUUCUCAUUUAUUAAAACUAUAUAAAUUACUCCAAAUUUAGAUUAUUCAAUUGCUAUAGGAAAAGAAACAUUCUUUGUUGUUCAAGGCAAAUCAUCUAAUGAUGUCAAAGAUGCUUAAAUCUAUGAAUACAAUUUUGCAGAUAUAAAUCAUGUCUAUUUAUUGAAGAAAUUAUACUUAUAUUGGUAUGAUAUAUCCACUCCUUUAAAUGUUGAUUAUAGUGAAGAUACUGGUCAUUUGUUUGUUAGAGGUGUUUGUCUAUACUGUAGUAAAUCCUUUGUUUUAGUAUUUUAACCUAAUACUCCUCAACAUGAGGCCUUAGUCUAAGCUUGGGAUAUUGCUGAUACUCUUAUUCCUGAUUCAAAAUCAAUAUUAAUUGCUGCAAAUGGAUUUCAUUAAACUUAUUUAUAUUUAAAUGUUGAAGGAGAACAAUCUCUUUUUGCUGUUUAUGAUUAAACAACAAUGAUUGUAUAUUCCAAAAUCUAAUAAGAUGUUUAUUCAAAUAAAUAUCCAUUAAAUUUUUAGAUUAGAAAUUAUAAUUUCUAAGGCAAACCAGAAAAAUUUAAUACAAUCGAUAUCAAUUAAUAAAUUACUACCAUUUCUUCUUUAACUUAAAUUAAAUUAAAUCAAAAUGAUUUCCCUUUUUCUAAAGUAGCUGUAGAGAUCUAUUCAACUGAUGAAACUAAAACCUUUGAUUUAGGUCAAAAUUGGUAUUCUGGUUAAAUUGGAAAUUUUGAAAUUGAUUGUGACUAAUGUGAAACAAAUAUUGAAUUAUAAAGUACUUUUGAUCUAAUCAAUCCAAAAAUAUUUAAUGGUUAUGAAAUUAGAGAUCAUAUCAAAUAUAAUACUGAUUUCAAUAUUAUGUAAGCUACAACAGGUUUAAUAUUUGUAAAUCUUGAUAACACUUUAGCUUCUGUCUAUGAUUUUGAUUUGCCUAAUAUUAAUUAUCAAUGUUAUUAAGCUACUGUUUCUGAAGAUAAAAUGAUUAUUUAUUCAUUAUGUAAUGAUGGAACAGAAUUCACAGUUUAUGCUACUGGUUGUUUUUCUAUUACAGGAUGUUCUCCAUUAGGUGAAAAAUUCAAACUUGGUAUGGCAUCAAAAAUUCAAAUUAUUUCAAAUGAACUUUUAGUUGUUUUGCAUACAGAUAUAAAUAAUCCAGAACUUGUUUAAGAAGGAAAAAUUGUACUUUAUAAAAUUGUUAUGGGAUUAUAAGCAUGGAAACUUGAAGUCAUUGAAAUAAUUGAUUUAAAUUAUCUUAAUUCUAAAUUAACAACUCCUUUAAAUGAUUUCAGACCUGCUGAUUUUUCAAUCGUAAAAUAAAAAUACUAUCAACAAAAUAAAUAUUCUUAUAAAUUGUUUAUAAGUGAUUCAAAUAUUGGUUUCAUUUUUAUAGAUUUCUCAUUUUCAAAUCUACCUGAAUAUGUAUUUUUAUCUAUUGAAACACUUAAUCUUCAUAAUUAUUUAAAUAAGUAAGUUAGCUAAUACACACUUCCAACAACUAAAUUCUUAUCAUUCUAAUUUAUUUGGGAACCAAUUUUUGAUUGGAGUUCUAAUUAAUUGAGAACCUAUCUAAUAAUUUUGACUACUGAUGCUUCUUAAUAUGGAUUCAAAUUCGAUUUUGCUGGUUAGCCUGCAUAUAAUACACUUCUUACUGCUAAAGCAUUAUCUGCUGUUAUUGUAAGAUAUGGAGAUUGGGUUCCAUUGAAUAAAUUAGCCAUCCAUAACAAAUAUUUAUAAUUAGCUAUUCCAUAUAGAAAUGAAAAUUAAAUUAUUGUUGCUGUCUAUGAUAUUGAUAUUGUAACAACUAAUGAUUUUUCAGCUAUUGUUCCUACCAUUAGUGUUGGCACCUAUACUAUAUUUUAUGAAUAAGCUUAAUGGAUUAGUCCUUUAAAUUUAGCCAUGUUUUUUGCUAAAUAGGAUAAAAUCCUUUUUGUAUCCUAAUUAUAAGGACCACUUUAAAGUUAUGGAAUCUAUAGAUCUCCAAUUUUAAUAUUGAAAAAUCAAGAUAAAACACUAAAAAGCUAAGAAAUUACACUCAUAGCUAAAAAUAACUUUUCUGAAGAAAAAUUAAAAUUGAAAUUAAUCGUUCAAGAAGUCGAUACUAAUGAAUGUAUUGCCAAGAUAACUAAUCUCAUGAUUUACCCAUCAACUAAUGAAGUUAUGUAAUGGAAUUUAUCAUAAAAUUUAUUUGAUGGUGUUUCUUUAAAAUAUAAUAUAGAUUAAAUAGAUUUUGAAAUAAUUUAAAAUAGUUAAUAAAUAGGAUAAUAUAUAAAUCAUAUAUAAAGUAAUAAUAUAUAAUAUAUAAUUAAUUAGUUGCAACAUAAAUUAUAUAAGCAAAAGCAUUAAUUACAUAAAAUAGAGCAUGGUCUAAUUAAUUUGGAUUUUUAAAUAAAGAUAAUUCAAAAUAUUCUAUAUUUUAUACAAAUAUGUAAUUUAUUAUUUAUAUUUAUAAUUAGACCUACAUUUAAUAAUGCACCAUCAUUUAAUUAAAUAAUUAAUAUUAAAAAAACAGAUAUUAAUCUUAAUUGUAUAGAUUUUCUAUUAUUAUCAUCUAAUUCAUUUAUUAUUGAUUGUUAAAUCUAAAAUAAUAAAUUCUUAUUAUUAAUUUAAUCAAAUUAAGAAACUUAAUAUUUUAAAGUUGAAAGUCUCUUUUUAAAUAGAGUUAUGGAUACAUAUAAGAUUAAGGAUGAUUAAUAUGUUGUAAGAGUUACUUUAUCUAUUAAUAAUGAAGGGCAAUUAGCCAAUAAUUCCUUUGUUGAAUUGUUCUAAGUUACAAACGAAGGUUUAAUCAGUAAAACAACACUAGAUAAAACUAAAUUAAUUAAUAUUUCUGGAAAAUAGAUAAAUUAAUUGAAUAUAGUUGAUUUUAAAAUUGGAUUGAAUGGAUAAAUCUAUUUACUAGAUGCUAAAAUAGGAAUCUUUGUUGUAUUUUUUGAUACAGAUUGGAAAUUUUCUAAAUUUAUUGGAUAUAAUUUUGGAUAAAGUUUUGCAUUUGAUAGAACAGUGUUUAGUAAUAAUGAAGAAAUGUUUGUAAUAAAGGGUUAUAAUUAUUAUGGAGUAAUAAAUUAAGAAGGAAAAAUUAAAAAAGUAUAAGAUUUGCCAUUUGCAAGUGUAACAUAUCCUUAAUAAAUUAUGUUAAGUCAUAAAUAUGUGUUCUUGCAUAAUCAAGGAAAUCUUUAUAUAUAUCAUACUGAUGAGGAUAAUAGUAGUUUGAUAGAUAUUAUGAAUGUGUCAAAUGGAGCUGGAAUAGUAAAUCCAAAUAGUUAAGAUAUUGUUAUACUAUCCCUCACAUCUUCUUCAGCAUGGACCUUUAGUUUAGGAUAAUUAAAAUUUAAUGGAAACGCAUAAGCAAGUACAAAUUUCAAAACUUUGACAAUUUCAGCCAAAUCUUAACACAAUUAAGUCUGUUAUUCAAGAAUAUUCUAUUAAGUAUUGGCUAGCAAUAGUGAGACAAUCUUUAAAAAGGUUGAUACUGAAACUCCAUUUCCGAAAGUAUUGGAUGAGAAUGAUGAACAAGUAAAAUUAGGAAGUUUGGUUUCAGGUCCUAAUUUAAUUUAUGAGAUUAUUCAACCUAAAUCACCAUUAACUUUGCAUUCUAAUAAUUUUAUGAACUUAUUUGCAGAACCAGAUUUAGAUGUCUUUGCUUAGAUUGCACAUUAGAGAACAAUAAAAGUGAAUAAUUGGCCUAAAAAAUCAUUAUAUUAGACAUCUCUAAUUGGCAAUAAUUAAGAAACUCUAUUCUAAGUAUUUUAAUAAGAAGAUAAGAAAGUUAUUAUUUAAACCUGUGAGUUGACUGAUCAUGUAAGAUAUGAAUGUAAAGAUUUUGGAAAUGUGUAAGUUAAGGAAUAAUUAUCAGAUUAGCUUUUUAGUAUAUGGUAGGAUAGUGAAAAUAUAGUUCAUUUCAUAAUAUUAGAGACACCAUUUAUUAUUAAAUUCUUCAAAAUAAAAAAUAGUCAAACUGUUUAAUAUGGAUUUAUUAAAUUAAAUGAAAAUGAAGAGAAAGAUGAAUUAAAAGUAUUAGCAUUUUAAAAUUAAGGAGACUUUAUAUUUUUAAUUUAAGAAAAUGGUGAAUUGUCAUCAUAUUCUACUGAGAAGUUUACAUUAAUUAAUAAAGUUACUGGAGUAAAUUUAAUUGGAUUCUAAGGUGACUGGAAACCAAUUAAGUUAUAUGGUAAUAGAAUUUUAAGACAAAAUGUUAUAUUUGUUCAAAAUGAGAAUAAUGUUGCAAUUAUCAAUUACAGUAAUCAAGAAUUCAUUUAUGGAUAGUAGAUAAACUAUACUAAGGGCAAUUAAAUAUACAUAACUUAAUCAGUAAAUUCAUUCUUUUUUGUAAAUAACAAAGAAUUGAGUGAAUACAAUUAUGAAAUAGUUAACAAUGUUUUCAAGUAAAAGACUGUUGAAUUAUUUGGAUAUUAAAUAACUAAUCCUUUAGGUGUCUCAUCACACUUAUAAACAGGUAUUCUAAUAAUUAGAACAACAAAAAAUGAUAAUGUAUAUUUGAACAUUUUCAAACCAGAUUAAUUAUAACAUGAUACAUUUUAUUUGGCUGUUAAAAUUAAUGCUAAAGUUGAUGAUAUAUUUGCAGUAUCUGCAUGUGGAUCAGAUCCAAUAGGAUCAGCUUAUAUAAUUACACUAGUAAGUAGCGAAGUAGUUUAGUAAUUAGAUUUUAUUGUACUUGAUCCAUAAUUGAUUAUUAUUCCUAAUAAAUAAAAACAAAAAUAUCUUACUGAUUAUGAAAUUACUAUUAAUGUUAAGAAUGCUGAUUCCUAAAAUAAUAAUUUACUUCCAUUCACAUAAAAAGUUAAAGUCAUCAAUACUUUUACUAAUUUAAUUGUUGAUGAUACAAAUUAGAUUUAAUAAAUAGAUAUUGAACCAAAAUAAAAUUCAACAUCUAUUAAGUUAAAAAAUGGAUGGAUAAAUGGAUAAUAAGCUUAUUGUACAUUAAAAUAAGAAAAAGCUAACGAUAUAGUUUUAUAAUCAUAUCUAUAAGAAACUAAAAAAGAAGCACUUACAAAUCACUAAAUCAAAGAUGUUUCAACAUUCUAAAAGAAUGUAAUUCUUUAAGCUAAAAACACAGUCCUAUUAAUGAAAGAUAAUAAAUUAGAAGAAAGCAAACCAAUUCUUGAUAUUUUAGGCUAAGAAUACGAUUGUUUCAGAAUAACAUCUUAUGAAAAAUCUAUAUAUUCACUUUGUAAUAAUGGUGUAGAAGAUUAAAUAUAAGUAGCUAGUUGUAAUGAUAAAUAAGAAUGUAAAAGAGAAAAUGCUUAUAUUUCAUCACCAUUUGCAACUUAAAUAGUUACUUUAGCUUAAGAUGUUGUUGUUAUAUUACAUACAGAUUCAUUAAAUCCUGAAAAUUAUGAUGGAUAUAUUACAAUUCAUAAAUUAAUUUCAAUUGAUGCAAUAUGGUCAUAAACUCUAUUAUUUACUAUUGAUUAUCAAUUCAUAUAAUCUAAAUUAGGAGCAUAAACACCUAAAUCAUUUAGACCAUCUUCAUUUCUUCAUUCAUUGACUCAUUCUGAUGAUAAUUUAUUUGCAUUUUAAUUCAUAAUAUCUGAUAGUGUAAAUGGAUUAUUAUUUAUUGAUUUAACUAUUUCAAAGACUACAUUUGAUAUCAAAUUUUUAUUUAUGGAGUAUUAGUUACUUAAUAAAUGGUUGAAUGAUAAUAAACAAUAUGCUAAUGAUUAUACUCAUUAUUAUUCUAAUAAGAUUAUAGAAGAAUCAAUCAAGGAUAAAACCAAAACUAUCACAAUAGUAGUUGUUACUGAUAAUUCUUCAUCUUAUAUUUUUGCUCUUACAUUUGCCAUUUCUGAUAAUCAUUCAAAUAAGUUGACAGAUACUAAAGUUAUAGCAGCUCUGAAUAGAUACGGAUCAUGGAAAGCAUUAAACACUGUGGCUGCUAAUAAAUAAUCAGUUGUUUUGGCAUUUGUGCAUAAUUCUAAAGUUGUAGUUGGUGUUUAUCACAUUUCAGAUAAUGCUGUUUAAGCAAUUAAAGGUUCCUUUUCAUUUACUAUUGCUGGAACAUCAAAAUUGGAACCAAUUGAUUUCCCACUUUAUUUACAAGUAAUUUUUUAUCAUUAUACUUUAGGAUUCAACUUUGAUAUCAAGUAAAGCCAGUAAGGGAUUAAAUCAAUAUGAGAUCAGAUAGGAUAUAAGUUUGAACUUUGGAGAAAGUGCCAAACUUGAAAACCAAACUUUAACAAUAACCUUUUUUAAUGAUUACAGAACUGUCUCUAAAUAAAUUAAAUUAAAUAUCAAACCAGACGCUGGAGGUGAUGAUGACGGAGGUUCAAGUUCUAAAGCUUGGUGGAUCACACUCAUUGUAGCUGGAUCUAUACUUAUACUAGGUUUGAUAGGAUUUUUAUUCUACAAAAAGAGAAAUUAUCAAGAUGAAGAUUAAGAUGAUCAAGAAUCUGGUUUAAUGCAUGUAAAUUGA
Messenger RNA from Paramecium pentaurelia, 8728 nucleotides. NCBI's taxonomy places the organism in Eukaryota, Ciliophora, Oligohymenophorea, Peniculida, Parameciidae. The record is from the annotation of a GenBank genome assembly.